AUGUUCGAUGAGUUUGCGGAGAAGAAUGGGGACAAACAGUGGGAUGAAUGGCGGACGCGGGUCCUUGACGCCAAAGAUGACAUUGCGACUUUCGUCGGCACCCGUCUGGGAGUUAGCGGAGCCAGAUAUGUGACCUGGCACCAGGGAUCCUUCAACCUCUGUCUCCAGAUUGCGUUCGAUGAUGCGCCGAACGCUAUAAUUCGGUUUCCAGGGCCAGGACACACGACCUUCCGCGACGAAAAGAUCGAGAAAGAGGUUCAGGUUAUCAAUUUUCUCCAUGAGAACACCACGAUUCCCAUUCCCCGCCUGAUAAGCUGGGGUUUGACCGACGACAACAACAAUCCCAUGGGAUUUGGCCCUUUCAUGAUCUCAGAUUUUGUCGAAGGAACCAGCUUGUGUACUGUUCUAUCUGACCCAGCCGACAUUCACAAACCUUACCUAAAUCCCAAUAUUGACGAGAAAGCUCUGGACACCGUCUUUGAGCAGAUUGCCGAUUUCCUGCUGCAGCUCCACCAGUUCGAUUUCUCAAGCAUCGGAUCAAUCUCGAAAACUUCAAGCUCGUGGCAGCUGGCAACCACGGCAUUUUUCCCCGUGGAUAAAUUUCCGACAGGCCCUUUUCAGUCAGCCAGAGAGUACUUUGACUACAUCAUUCAAGAACACAUGACACAUCUUCAGACUCAGCGGAAUCUCAUUUUCAGCAAAGACGAAGCCAAAGAGCGAUACACCGCGCGCCAUUUGUUCGCACAGCUAGUCGACAAGUACUGCUUGAAUGAUGAUGGCGGCUCUUUCAAACUCUUCUGCGACGACCUACGGCCUCAAAACAUGCUUGUGGAUCCAGACACCCUACGCAUCACGGCCGUCCUCGAUCUCGAAUUCACUAACGCUCUACCGAGCCAAUUUGCAUCCGAGCCACCAUGGUGGCUGCUGCUCGUGGGUCCAGACAUGUUCCUCUACCGAGGCCACACCAUGGACGAGUUCUUUGCCGCGUACGAACCACGUCUAGAGCAGUUCCUCCGAGCCAUGCAGAGGGCUGAAAAAGCAAGAGAUGUACAAGUACAACAGCAUGUUGGUGAAAAGGCACUCUCUGAUCUCAUGCGCGAGUCAUGGAGCUCGAAGCGUUUUUGGUUCAACUAUGCUGCGCGCAAGCCAUACGAUGUUGAAGUUCUGUUUCGCGGCGCACUGGACGAGAAGACAGGAGCGGGCAUCGAAUCGCUGAGCGCUGAAGCGCAAGCAGGGCUGGAUGAGUUUAUCGAGACGAAGAUGACGCAGUUGUAUGCGUACAUAGACGACUGCAAAGUUCUUCUUUAAGCGUUGAAAGCUCUUUGAGACAGUUACCACGAAGUU
This is a messenger RNA of Cucurbitaria berberidis CBS 394.84, 1344 nucleotides long. Its product is annotated as phosphotransferase enzyme family protein. The coding region runs from base 1 to 1308 and encodes 435 amino acids. The transcript is spliced from 2 exons. The record is from RefSeq and is a predicted model, not a curated record. Lineage: Eukaryota; Fungi; Ascomycota; Dothideomycetes; Pleosporales; Cucurbitariaceae.